AUGUCAGGCACUGAUGUUUGGGUUGGCUCCUGGAGGCCCCACAAGCCCCGAGGUCCCAUCGCUGCACUCUACAGCAGCCCUGGACCCAAGUAUGCCCUGCCUGGAGCAACAGGUACAAUUAACUUAGUGAUUGACUGAUUGAUUUAUUGGUUGAUUUGUUAUUAACCUUUUGAUUAGUUGGUUGAUUGGUUUUAUUUUGGAGUAUAAAAAGACACAUGGGCAAUCAUCUUCGCCUAUCCUUCUUCAGGUCUGAACUACCAUGACCCCAGAAAGCUGAAAGCACCUGCGUUCAGUUUUGGGACGCGUCACCGCCAAUUCAGCUCAGACUGCUCCCCCGGGCCAGGGUACUUGGUUCCCUCCAACAUCACCAGGAUUGGGCGUGACGGGACCCCUGUAUACUCCCUCUACAGCCGCCCCAAAGACCCCCAGCUGUUCCAAACCCCCGGACCUGGUCAGUAACACACACACCAUUUUAGUAGUUCUUUUUUAUUUUAUUUAAUUUUUUCAUCUGCAUGUGUUUAAUGUGAGGAUGGAUAGUGGUGCCUUAAUGAUACCAGUCAGACAGCAUGUGGUGGUACUCUAACAGUGGGUCUAAAAUAUGACUAAAUAACACCUCCUUAACAUCUGGAAGAUCAACAUGUUUCAGUAACAAAAAACGAACUGGUCCUCAGACAUCAGUGUCAUUUCACAUUUUCUGGUACACUUGCAUGUUUCUUAUACAGAUGACAACAUUUCUAUAAUUUCUACAUCCAAUUUUAAUAAAAUGUCAACUUUUCUUCUCAAGAAGUGGGAACCCUCGAACAGACUGAGGAAAUGAUUGCAGCGACAACAUCAAAAUAAAUCUUUCACAAUGUUGAUAACAACCUCCGUUCACAUUGGAUCUUACCAAGAGACUAUAAAUCAUGUUUUUUCAAACAACACAUCUGUCAAGUUCUAAUGCCUAAAAUCUGCUUAUUUUGUUGGGGGAAAAAAGAACUACCAGCUUGCUUAGACAGAGAAAGCCAAUAGGCUAAUGUAAGACACGACUAUUUAAGAAAUUUCCAAACCCACAAACGUAAGAUCCUAUCUUAACUAAGGUGUGAAGUGAAUCUCUCUCUCCAGCCCUGUCUUCUCAACCCUGAGGGCCACCAAGGCCAAAGCCUUAUAUUUCUUCAUCAUUAAACAACGAUCACCUUUGGAAUCCAUUACAUCAGAAGGACAUCAUCUAAUCUAUCAUCAGGACAGACCGCCUCCAUAGAGGAAUGUAGCGUGAAGAUCAACAAGGCUAAACAUUGCAUUGCGUCUCAAAUGGGUUGCGUCUCAAAUGGCAACCUCUGUAGCUCAGGUUCACCCGUACGUAAAAUGUAUGCACGCAUGACUAAGUUGCUUUGGAUAAACACACACACUUGCAAGUACACAUAUACUCCCCCUUGCGGCAGAUGUGGAUGCGGGUGCGUUUGCACGCUCAGCCCAUUUCUUCCCCAGUCAACCAUGUGGUGUGCAUUUUUGUGUUUGAAAAGGUGCGGCGUUAAGUGAGUGAGAGGGGAAAUGGUUGCAUAUCCCAGAGCCGACCGGGGGUCUAUGAGCAGGGGUAGUGAGAGAGAGCUUUCAAUUUUGUGUAGAUGAGGGAUAUACAUUUUUAAAUAUAGUAUACAUCUAAUCUAAUUUUUCAUUGUCCUAUCAUGGUGGAAAGAUCCCUAACCCUAUAACCUGGACACCGACCUGAGCGACCCAUACACCAAAGAGAAGUUCCCAUCUCUUUUAUGGACCUGCUGUGAAUAUGCGGCCUAAACAGAGAAAUAAAUGCGGUCAGAGACCUACUUGAGCAGCACCGCCCCCUCAAGAUUCUGAGCCUGCCUGGCAGGGUUGGUCCUACAAAGCCAGAGCCCCCUGAUGGGAGAGCAUAAUAUACAAGGAAAUUCUCAAAGCUGCUAAUGAGAACCUUGACGACCUUUUACCUAGCCGGUGGGGAUUCCGGUGGGGUACGCCCACCCAGGUAGUGGCAGUGCUGGCAACACAGGCUGCAGUAACCCAUGGGGAGGGGGUCACACUCGGACAAUCAGAGAGGGGGUUUAUCAUUGUAGCCCAGGUGGCACAAAAUAAUCAAAGGUCUGACCGCAUGGAGAUGCUUGGGAAAAUGGUUACAACAGGGGAUCAGAGUGUUUGUGUCUCAGGUGAAGAGGGUGGAUCUGAUCUCCAUCACCUAGGACUUGACAUAGAUUAAGUAGAUUAAUCAAAUCUGACAUUGUUAUCAAUUUCUGCUCAAUCUGCAUGCUUUCUCAAUCAGCUUUAACUGUAUGUGCACUCGUAAAUCAAGUUAUUUCUCGAGUUGGGCUCUGGGAUAUAACAGCCGUUGAGUAUCUGAUUUUAUGGUGGAUUGUGGAGGAGGGGGGUUGAGUGUGUUGGAGUAUGUGAGUAUGUGCGUGUGUGCUUGUCUGGCAUCUGUUGUGGGGGGGUGGGGAUGCUGGGGGGGAGGGUAUGGGAUGGACCACGGGAAUUAUUUGCUAGGAUAAUAAUUGCUUGUCAAUGAAUUAAAUGUAAUACAAUGGCAAUCCGGGUUAUAUGUUAGAAUCCUACGCGUGAACUGCCGACAUUAUUACGCAUAUUAAUUGAUAAUGAUGGAAAUUAGGAUAUGCAUAAUAAAAAAAUAAAAAAAAAAUAUAUAUAUAUAUAUAUAUAUAUAGAGGUGAAAGCAUUGGAAAUGCUUUUGGCGGUUAAUCUGCUUCUGUUUUGUGGGUGGUACUGUGUGCUGUUUUCGAUGGAUGGGUCCUGGCCUCUCGGGGCCUUAGGGAUGCGGAGGGACGUGGGUGGGAUGCUGAUCACUGGGAUGACGGCUCAACUUGGGAUGGGGAGGGGCUUUAGCGGGGGGAAUUAGUGGAGAACAAUUGAAGGGUUGCUCCGUAGCAGUGCAAAUAUCACGGUACAGCUAUAUGGACACUCAAUCAUUACGCUAUUUUUUAUUGGUAAAUUUACAAACAUAUAUAAUGAUAAAUAGACUUGAAACUUGUAUCUCAUUAUGGUGUAUGGUGAAAUAAGUAUAGCCAGUUAUAAUUGUAAUGGCUUAGCUGAUAAUAACAAAAGAAGAACAAUAUUUACAUGGCUCAAAGAGAAGGAAUAUAAUAUCUAUUGUAUACAGGAAACUCAUUCAACAAUUCGAGAUGAAGUGGCGUGGAAAAAAGAAUGGGGGGGGGGGAAAUAUACUUCUCCCAUGGGCAAAGAAAUUCAAAAGGGGUGAUGAUAUUAAUUAAUAGUAAUUUCGAUCCGAAUGUGCAAAUUGUACAAAUAGAUACACAAGGUAGAUGGAUUAUUUUAAAUAUGUUAUUGGACCAUAAACAGAUAUGGCUCAUUAACCUUUACGGACCAAAUAAGGAUGAUCCACAAUUAUUUGACAAUAUAUAUAAUAAAUUAUCAAGCCUGCAAGCAACUCAAGACAAUAUUAUUAUGGUGGGGGAUUACAAUACUGUUUUAAAUAGCUCAAUGGACCGUAAAGGAAAUCACACCACAAACAAUCACCCACAUGCUCUUAAGGAAAUUGUGAAUGUCAUGGAUACAUUAGAACUAGUAGAUAUAUGGAGGCUUAAAUAUACUGAUCUAGUGAGAUAUACAGUGGGGAGAACAAGUAUUUGAUACACUGUCGAUUUUGCAGGUUUUCCUACUUACAAAGCAUGUAGAGGUCUGUAAUUUUUAUCAUAGGUACACUACAACUGUGAGAGACGGAAUCUAAAACAAAAAUCCAGAAAAUCACAUUGUAUGAUUUUUAAGUAAUUAAUUUGCAUUUUAUUGGAUGACAUAAGUAUUUGAUCACCUACCAACCAGUAAGAAUUCCGGCUCUCACAGACCUGUUAGUUUUUAUUUAAGAAGCCCUCCUGUUCUCCACUCAUUACCUGUAUUAACUGCACCUGUUUGAACUCGUUACCUGUAUAAAAGACACCUGUCCACACACUCAAUCAAACAGACUCUAACCUCUCUUCAAUGGCCAAGACCAGAGAGCUGUGUAAGGACAUCAGGGAUAAAACUGUAGACCGUACAAGGCUGGGAUGGGCUACAGGACAAUAGGCAAGCAGCUUGGUGAGAAGGCAACAACUGUUGGCGCAAUUAUUAGAAAAUGGAAGAAGUUCAAGAUGACGGUCAAUCACCCUCGGUCUGGGGCUCCAUGCAAGAUAUCACCUCGUGGGGCAUCAAUGAUCAUGAGGAAGGUGAGGGAUCAGCCCAGAACUACACGGCAGGACCUGGUCAAUGACCUGAAGAGAGCUGGGACCACAGUCUCAAAGAAAACCAUUAGUAACACACUACGCCGUCAUGGAUUAAAAUCUUGCAGUGCACGCAAGGUCCCCCUGCUCAAGCCAGCGCAUGUCCAGGCCCGUCUGAAGUUUGCCAAUGACCAUCUGGAUGAUCCAGAGGAGGAAUGGGAGAAGGUCAUGUGGUCUGAUGAGACAAAAAUAGAGCUUUUUGGUCUAAACUCCACUCGCCGUGUUUGGAGGAAGAAGAAGGAUGAGUACAACCCCAAGAACACCAUCCCAAACGUGAAGCAUGGAGGUGGAAACAUCAUUCUUUUGGGACGCUUUUUUGCAAAGGGGACAGGACGACUGCACCGUAUUCAGGGGAGGAUGGAUGGGGCCAUGUAUCGCAAGAUCUUGGCCAACAACCUCCUUCCCUCAGUAAGAGCAUUGCAGAUGGGUCGUGGCUGGGUCUUCCAGCAUGACAACGACCCGAAACACACAGCCAGGGCAACUAAGGAGUGGCUCCGUAAGAAGCAUCUCAAGGUCCUGGAGUGGCCUAGCCAGUCUCCAGACAUGAACCCAAUAGAAAAUCUUUGGAGGGAGCUGAAAGUCCGUAUUGCCCAGCGACAGCCCCGAAACCUGAAGGAUCUGGAGAAGGUCUGUAUGGAGGAGUGGGCCAAAAUCCCUGCUGCAGUGUGUGCAAACCUGGUCAAGACCUACAGGAAACGUAUGAUCUCUGUAAUUGCAAACAAAGGUUUCUGUACCAAAUAUUAAGUUCUGCUUUUCUGAUGUAUCAAAUACUUAUGUCAUGCAAUAAAAUGCAAAUUAAUUACUUAAAAAUCAUACAAUGUGAUUUUCUGGAUUUUUGUUUUAGAUUCCGUCUCUCACAGUUGAAGUGUACCUAUGAUAAAAAUUACAGACCUCUACAUGCUUUGUAAGUAGGAAAACCUGCAAAAUCGGCAGUGUAUCAAAUACUUGUUCUCCCCACUGUACAUGGCGGAGACUGAAUCAAGCUAGUCGUCUUGACUUCUUUCUUAUCUCAUUCUCGUUGGCACCAAAAGUAAAAAAAAGUGUUGAUAGGGGACAGAAUGCGGUCGGACCAUCAUAUAAUAGGCAUAUACAUUACUCUUACUGAAUUUCCACGUGGGCGAGGAUAUUGGAAAUUUAAUCAAAGCCUAUUGGAUGAUAAUUUAUUUAUAAUUAGAACAAAGGAAUUUAUAACUGACUUUUUCCAACAUAACAUACGUACAGCGAAUCCCCUUAUUGUAUGGGACUCCUUUAAAUGUGCCUUUAGAGGCCAUGCAAUUCAGUACUCAUCUCGAAAACAAAAGCAAUUUAGGUCAAAAGAGUUUAUACUAAGAAAGGAAAUAGAAAGUCUAACAGAACAGAUAGAUGGCAAUAAAACUGUAACAUAGAGGCUCAGAAUAAAUUAGAGGAAAAACAAAAAGAAAUGGAGAAACUUAUUCAAGAAAGAUCAAGUGUAAUAUAUUAUAAAAAUAAAGCAAACUGGAUGGAAUAUGGGGAAAAAUGCACAAAAUUAUUUUUUUAUCUUCAACAUAGGAAUGCUACCAAAAAGAACUUAAUGAAACUGGUUACAAUUGACGGAGUCACCCAUAAUUCACCAAAUGAUAUUUUGAAGGAAGAAACAAAGUACUUUAAGCAUAUGUUUUCUUUUCAGCCGCCUCCAUCUCCUCUAACUGAAGCUAAUUGUAGAGAUUUUUUUUCUAUUGAUAAUGUCAAAUUAACAGCCACACAGAAAGACUCAUGUGAAGGUGAAAUUACAGAGGAGGAACUUCUGGAUGCAAUUAAAGACUUUAAGUCUGGGAAAACUCCAGGGUUGGAUGGCAUACCAGUCGAGGUAUACCAAACCUUUUUUGAUAUACUAAGAGGACUGUUAUUAGCAUGUUUUAACCACUCCUAUGUAAAUGGUAGAUUAUCUGACACUCAAGAAGAAGGUCUGAUCUCAUUAUUACUGAAACAGGAUACAAGUGGAAAAUAUAAAGAUCCAGUCCAUUUACAAAAUUGGAGGCCCCUUACACUUCAGGGUUGUGAUGCAAAAAUCCUAGCAAAAUGUAUAGCGUCCCAUAUAGAUUGCAAAAUAGUUGGGAAGAGAUCUUUGACGUACCGAUCCCAUGGCAUAGUGUUUAUGAACUGACACGCAAAACGACACCGGAUUCAAAAAUUAGAAUCUUUCAAUUUAAAUUAUUAUAUAAAAUUCUUGCUACCAAUAUAAUGUUAUUUAUAUGGGGGAUACAAUCUUCCCAGCUCUGCAGAUUUUGCUGUGAAGAGACAGAAUCAUUAGAUCAUUUGUUUUGGUUCUGUCCAUUUGUAGCUUGUUUUUGGACACAGGUCCAGGAAUGGCUAAAGGAUUGCAAUAUUUACCUGGAACUAACCUUGCAGAUAGCAUUAUUGGGUGAUCUGAAAAGUCAUAGUCAAUCAAUCAAUAAUAUAAUAAUACUUUUAGCAAAAAUGUUUAUUUUUAAUUCACAAUCUGUAGAAGCAAUGAGAAUAGAAAGGUUCAGAACUUUUGUAAAACAUCACAGUACGGUUGAAAUAUAUAUGGCAAAUAGAAAUCCUAUAUGGAUGGUGUUAAGAGAUAGAUGGGAGGUAUUGAAUAGAGUUGAAGGAUGGGACUAAUAACAAAUAACAACAAAUAAUAACAAAGAUAGCUAAUAAUGUAAGCAUACUGUGUCCAUAAUAAGUAUAUAGGUUGUAUGUUGGGAGCUUUUGGGAAAGAGCACAGUUAGAAAGAUAUGGCAUAUAGAAGCAAACCGGAUGGACAUCAUGAAUAUGAUCGGAGAGGUUGAGAGUAGAAGAAGUUCAGGAGCAAUAAAAAUAAAAAAACAAAAAUAAAUAUAUAAUAUAAUUAUUGUAAAAUUAACUCUGUCCAUAAGGUGUAGAUAGUAAGUAUAGACCGGAAGUAGAGGCCUGGGCAUUGUUGUUCACUAAUUUACUCCAAGUAGGGAAAGGAUGGUGGGGUUGAAAAGUAAUAAAGGGGAGUGUAUAUAUAAAAAUAAAAAUAAAAAAACAUGGGGGAUUGGAAGUGAUGCAGACAAUUACAUUGAUAGAAGAUACAAUAUAUCUGCAAUAUUAAGCUGAUCCAUUCCCCCCCAAAAAAUACAAAAACAAAAACAAAAAAAAAGUAAAAAAUAAAUAAAUAGAUAUUAAAAAUAUUGAAAAAAAAAACAUUUAAAAAAAGUACACAUAUACACACACACACAAGAAUUCUCAAAACGCACACACCGUCUCUGAGAAACUACACACACAUACGGCAGGUAGCUUAGUGGGUAAGAGCGUUGUGCCAGUAACCGAAAGGUUGCUGGUUCUAAUCCCCGUGCCGACUAGGUGAAAAAUCUGUUGAUGUGCCCUUGAGCAAGGCACUUAACCCUAAUUGCUUCUGUAAGUCGCUCUGGAUAAGAGCGUCUGCUAAAUGACUAAAAUGUAAAUGUAAAUGACUCAAGACACAUAAUAUGAGACUUUGUUCUAACUGUCUGUUUGGUGUUUUAGGCCGCUACUCCCCUGAGAGGUCAGGGAAGUCUGCAUAUUACUCUGCCCCUGCCUACUCCCUGUCUGCCAGGAGCAAAGGCUUCCGCAACGACCAGACCCCAGGUAACAUCCUCUUCAAUAAUGAUAAGUCCAACACUGUGGCUUUAAGAGAUGUGGAAUAGAAUGUUGGCUGUAGAAUUUUAGAAAGUGAUCGAUCGAAUAUUCAGUGAUAGCAUGUUCGAUGAACACUGAAAAUGUGAUAGAACUGUAUAUAAUGUUGGUGUACUUACGAAAUGUGAUUGUUUGUGUCCUCUCUCUCAGGCCCUGCUGCUUACAUGCUGCCCUCUGUGCUAGGGCCUGCCACCGUCAACAAAACCUCUGCCCCUAACUUCUCCCUCCGAGGACGCAGCAAGAUCGGCAGCUUCCACGAGGACCUGCAGAAGGUAGAUCUGACAUGUCAAACAAACUCUUCAAAAUGGACAUCUCAUCUGUCCUCUUUAUCGAUGAUGAACAGAUUGAGUUAGUAGGCCUAUCGUUCAUUGUUUUCUUCCCUCACAUUUCUUCCCUGUGUGUUUCCAUCUGUACAUCAGACGCCUGGCCCAGGGACAUACAGAGUGGUGGACCCCUGCACCUACAAACACAAGCCCCCCCACUACAGCAUGACAGGACGCAACAGCAUGCCUGGAGACACCACCAAGAAACCAGGCCCUGGAGCUCACCACCCUGAACAGGCAAGACACCUCAUCAUAACCAUAUCACACUUCUAUAAUUGUGUACUUAUGCAAUGAUUAAAAUCAUAUAAAAAUAAUAUGAACAUAUCUUCUACAAAGUUUGUUUCUACCCUCUGUUGCAUGGGUAAUGCACUAACUGACUGUCUUCUGUUCCAAGGUGACCUUCACCAGGAUCAAACCUCCAAGCUUCUCUUUCGGAAUUCGUCAUUCUGAGUUCAUCGCUCCGCUCAUCGUGGACUUGGUGGAAUAG
Coregonus sp. 'balchen' is the source of this 8666-nucleotide messenger RNA. The record is from the annotation of a GenBank genome assembly. Lineage: Eukaryota; Metazoa; Chordata; Actinopteri; Salmoniformes; Salmonidae.